Messenger RNA from Aphidius gifuensis, 1188 nucleotides. RefSeq names its product protein SEC13 homolog (gene Sec13). The transcript has 3 exons. Gene Ontology annotation, cellular component: COPII vesicle coat; nuclear pore outer ring. The record is from RefSeq and is a predicted model, not a curated record. NCBI's taxonomy places the organism in Eukaryota, Metazoa, Arthropoda, Insecta, Hymenoptera, Braconidae. The coding region runs from base 117 to 1058 and encodes 313 amino acids. Gene Ontology annotation, molecular function: structural molecule activity; protein binding. Gene Ontology annotation, biological process: positive regulation of TOR signaling; protein import into nucleus; COPII-coated vesicle budding.
UGUCUGACAUUCGUUGAUGAUUUUUAAUUAAAAAAAAGAAAUAUAAAUUUUUAUAACCUUAGCACGUUUGUGUAUAUUGAUAAUUUAUUAUUUUAUUUAAAUAAAUUAUUGAAAUAAUGGUUUCUGUAUUAAAUAGUGUUGAUACAUGUCAUGAGGAUAUGAUACAUGAUGCUGAAAUGGAUUAUUAUGGAUUGCGUUUAGCAACAUGUUCAAGUGACAAUUCAGUCAAAGUAUUUGAUUUAAAAAAUGGCUCACAGAGUCUUGUUGCUGAUUUAAAAGGACAUGGUGGUCCAGUAUGGCAAGUUGCAUGGGCACAUCCAAAAUUUGGUAACAUUAUUGCAUCUUGCAGUUACGACAGGAAAGUAAUAAUAUGGAAAGAACUUGGUGAAUGGACAAAAUGGUAUGAAUACUCUAGUCAUGAUUCAUCAGUCAAUUCAGUAGCAUGGGCACCACAUGAGCUGGGUUUAAUAUUAGCAUGUGGAAGUUCAGAUGGUUCAAUAUCAAUUAUAACAAAUAAUGGUGACACUUGGGAUUCACAAAAAAUACAAAGUGCCCAUUCAAUUGGUUGUAAUGCUGUUAGUUGGUGUCCAAUUGUUGAGCCAUCAUUUGAUGCAAUAUCAAAUCAACGUGGCGGUCCAGUUAAACGUUUAGCAACUGGUGGUUGUGAUAAUUUGGUUAAAAUAUGGAGAGAAGAUGGUGACAGAUGGAUUGAAGAAAAUAAAUUGGAGGCACACAGUGAUUGGGUCAGAGAUGUUGCAUGGGCACCAGCAGUUGGUCCACCACGUGCUGCACUUGCAUCAUGUUCACAAGAUCGUCGUGUUGUUAUAUGGACAUCAAAUGAUUAUUCAAGCUGGACACCAAAUAUAUUAAAUGUAUUUGAUGAUGUUAUUUGGAAUGUAAGCUGGUCAUUGACUGGUGGAAUCUUAGCAGUUAGUGGUGGUGAUAAUAAAGUAUCAUUGUGGCGUGAAAAUUCAGAAGGACAAUGGACAUGUAUUUCUGAAUUAAAUAAAGGACAAGAUAAUGCCAAUUCAAAUAAUGCUGAUCAACGAAAUUUGUAAUUAUUAAAACCAACAAACAAACAACAAGAAUGAAAAUAAAAAAAAAGUUAUUUGGGUUAAUAAUAAAUGUAGCAUACUUAAUAUAAUAAUUAUAAAAAAAAUUUUUUAAAUAUACAAAUUUGUCAAAACA